CAGAGGAAACUGGUGCAAAUGACCAGACUCCUACGAGUGGCAGAGCUCCACUUUAUGGCGAAUUGCAACACAUGUUCAUGGAAGAAUAGGGGAAGGUGACGCUAUGUCGGCCCUACUGUCGGGCGCGAGCGACUCAGCAUAGAUACCGUCCUGUUCGUGGGGAAUAUAAAGUCAAUUGUGUGCCCUGGUUGUGCCUCUAUGUCGGCGUCCUCUUUCUCAAAACUCCUCGAGACACUCAGCAUGGCGAUACUCGUGAAGAGAGCUGCUGUCGCGGCCAUGCUGGGCGUCACGUUGUUCGGUACUGGAAGCAAUGCGCUCGGAGGCAUAAAUCCGAACAUGUUUCGGUAUCUGGCCGACUACGAUCUUAAUCCGGACGGUUCGCCCUUGGAUCAAGAGACCGCAGAGGUCAAGUCUAUGGGCAUCGCUGCUGCUGACAACAAAACCAUUACUCCCGAGUACGUCGAGCUCCCACUGAACCAUUUUGGUACCAACGCUGGUACCUUCAAGAACCGCUUCUGGGUCACUGAGUCGGGUUAUAAGCCGGGUGCCGCUAGACCGGUCUUCGUCUACGAUUUUGGUGAGGGAGACGCUGAGCCUGCCGUGCUCGAAUAUUUGCAGAAUUCGACCCACUUUUUCAAUCAGAUGGUGGAAGCCUACGGUGGUAUUGGAAUCUUAUGGGAGCACAGGUUCUAUGGAAACUCGACACCGGUUGAGAUCAAUCUCGACACUCCCCCUGAAGCUUUCAAGUUUCUAACCACGGAACAAGCACUUGCCGAUGUGAAAGCGUUUGCUGAUCAAUUCUCGCGGAAGAACUAUCCCAAUGUCGACUUUACGCCCAAUGGCGCUCCAUGGGUCUUUAUCGGAGGAAGCUAUGCAGGCAUGAGGGCUGCGUUUAUGAGAAAGCUAUACCCGGAAACGAUCGUAGCGUCAUACGCGUCUUCGGCUCCUGUCCAGGCCUCAGUCGACAUGUCAUUCUUCUACGACACGAUCUAUCAUGGCAUGAAUGCGUACGGGUACAGCAACUGUACUGCCGACAUCCAUGCAGCUAUCAUGUACAUGGACAAGGAAAUGGAAGACGAAGAGAAGGCUGCCGCGCUGAAGCAGAAGUUCCUCGGUCGUGGCGCCGAGAAGAAUCCCAAUCCCUCGUUUGGAGAGGCACUAACGAUACCAACCGCCUUCUGGCAUCUGCGUGGUAUGGAUAAGGGCCUUCACUCUUUGUGUACGCACAUUAGCACCGAUCCAGCAACGAACAAGACCGCUCCGGCAGAAGGGUGGGCGGCGUCCAAGGGCCCUGAGUUCACCGUCGACCGAUGGGCUUCCUGGCCAAUCUUCGUCAGGAUGGUCAACGACCUUAUGACCAGCAACUGUGAAGGACCAGUGCCCAAGAAGUCUGGAACUCCAGACUGCAACCUUAAUCAUCGCUUCAGUAACCCUGUGAAUAUAAGUUGGAUAUACCAAUACUGUACUCAGUGGGGUUUUCUCCAAUCUGCCAAUCUCGGAGAGAGGCAGAUUGUAUCAAAGUGGAACAGUCUGCAGCACCAGAUGGACAUAUGCCACCGUCAAUUUCCCUCCGGAAUACCAAAGGAGCCCGAGACGGACAAGACCAAUCAAUUCUUUGGCGGCUGGAAAAUGAGACCCUCGAACGUGUACUGGUCCGGCGGUCAGUAUGACCCCUGGGGGACGCUCUCGCCACUCAGUACUGAGGACUUUGCGCCACACCUUGAAGUCACGCAGAAUAUCCCGGAGUGCAAUGUGGCGACGAGUGAGGACACGCUGUUUGGGUAUACUUUGGCGAAUGCUCAGCAUUGCUAUGACUUUAAGACGACGCCCCUAGCAGCGACGAGUCGGGGAUACUUUACUUCGGCGUUGGAUAAGUGGCUGAAGUGCUGGGAGCCAAAGAAGCCUGGAUAUCCAAGAUAUGAGGGAAAGCCGUAGGUGCUUCACGUAUAUAUAUUUAUAACUACAAAUAUGAGAUUGUGACAGGGGUUAGACAUAUUCGGCAGUCUCAGACGUGAGAUGUUUGUUGUACA
This is a messenger RNA of Pseudovirgaria hyperparasitica, 2030 nucleotides long. RefSeq lists its product as uncharacterized. The transcript is spliced from 2 exons. Lineage: Eukaryota; Fungi; Ascomycota; Dothideomycetes; Acrospermales; Acrospermaceae. Gene Ontology annotation, biological process: proteolysis. Bases 199 to 1935 code for a protein of 578 amino acids. Gene Ontology annotation, molecular function: serine-type exopeptidase activity; dipeptidyl-peptidase activity. The record is from RefSeq and is a predicted model, not a curated record.